Colletotrichum siamense is the source of this 1248-nucleotide messenger RNA. RefSeq names its product putative RNA-binding protein. Gene Ontology annotation, biological process: mRNA splice site recognition. Gene Ontology annotation, molecular function: mRNA binding. The record is from RefSeq and is a predicted model, not a curated record. Lineage: Eukaryota; Fungi; Ascomycota; Sordariomycetes; Glomerellales; Glomerellaceae. Bases 1 to 1248 code for a protein of 415 amino acids. Gene Ontology annotation, cellular component: cytosol. The transcript is spliced from 2 exons.
AUGGACGGUCUCGCGUACAACCCCGCUCAGGGCAACGGUGCCCCUCCCCCCAACGCCAACGGCGACGGCUUCGGCACCCCGGUCUCUGGUGGCAUGCCCUUCCCCGGCAACAACGGAUCUGGAGAGAUCCCCGGUGGUCAGGCUCCCAUCCAGGGCGACGCGAAUAAGAACACUCUCUGGAUGGGCGAGCUCGAGCCCUGGAUGGACGAGAACUUCAUUAAGGGCGUCUUUCUCACUGCCACUGGAGAGCCUGUUAACGUCAAGGUUAUCCGCGACAAGACGUCUGGCAACGCUGGAUACUGCUUCGUCGAGUUCACGUCCAGCGAUGCGGCCAGCAAGGCUCUUCAAUUGAACGGAACUCCCGUUCCCAACUCCAACCGCGCCUUCAAGCUCAACUGGGCGUCCGGCGGCGGUAUCAACGACCGUCGCGACGACCGCGGUCCUGAGUACUCGAUCUUCGUCGGCGACCUCGGCCCCGAGGUCAACGAAUACGUUCUUGUGUCCCUCUUCCAGGCGCGCUUCCCCUCUUGCAAGUCUGCUAAGAUCAUGACGGAUGCCAUGUCGGGACAGUCGCGCGGAUACGGAUUCGUCCGCUUCACGGAUGAGCAGGACCAGCAGCGCGCUCUUGUGGAGAUGCAGGGAGUUUACUGCGGCAACCGCCCCAUGCGUAUCUCGACUGCCACCCCCAAGAACCGCAACCACGGUCCCUACCAGCACCACGGCAACCAGAUGAUGGCUCCUGGUCUGCCUCCUCACCAGCAAGGAUUCUACGGCGUUCCUUCUCCUGCCCAGUACGGCGGUGCUUACGGAGCCCCCUACAACCCCCCUGGCCAGCAGAUGAACCAGUUCACUGACCCCAACAACACCACCGUCUUUGUCGGUGGCCUGUCCGGCUACGUCACUGAGGACGAGCUCCGAAGCUUCUUCCAGGGCUUUGGCGAGAUCACCUACGUCAAGAUCCCUCCCGGAAAGGGCUGCGGUUUCGUUCAGUUCGUCCACCGCCACGCUGCUGAGAUGGCCAUCAACCAGAUGCAGGGAUACCCCAUCGGAAACUCCCGCGUUCGUCUGAGCUGGGGCCGUAGCCAGAACAACUCUGGCGUCGGCACUCCCUACCGCCCUGCCCCUCCCCCGCCCCACUACUUCGCUCCCGCCCCCGGCCCCGGUGCCUACGGCCCUGCCCACUUCGGUGCUCCUGGCCCUCACGGACCCCCGGGACCCCAGGGCCCUCCUGGUGCCCCUCCUCAGUAG